AUGUACUAGCCAGUUUCUUAAUAGCUCGUUAAGGCAGCAAGAGGCGUUGCCAAAAAAUGUUCUAUUUGCAACAAGAAGUUUGAACUCUUCUUGAGAGAACAUAUUUGUAAGCGUUGUCUAAGACCUGUUUGCAGCGAAUGCUCUCCUAAAAAGCUUAUUAUUGUAGGAUACGAUUAAGCUCCUAAUCAAAAGCACAGAGUUUGUUCUCCUUGCAAGGCAGAAAGCAAGUUCUAAAAGAAGCUUCGUAAAGAAAACAACCUAUAAUAUGGCUCUGUUAGUUAGAUUUCUCUUAGAUGGCUUCAAAGUUUGAACUUAAUCACCACUACAGAAAGUCAUAGUGAAAUCUAAGAUUUGGAAGAGACUUAUAAGAAAUCUCAAUCUAAGGGCUUAAUUUCAAACAUAGACAUUACUCAAAUGAAGUAGCAAUUGAGUUAUUCUUUCAAGCAAUUUGCAUUUUAAACUCAAGGAAAGUUGACUGAUGCAGAAGUCUCCAAGAUUUUAGUAAGCUUAUUGAAUAAAUUAGCUUUCAGAUUCUAAUGGAAGACUCUACCUAAUAAAUUCCACUUGAUAGCCUACUUUGUUUUGUUCCUCACUUCUGAAGCUCUUGCCUACCACAUCCUCAUCGAAAUCUAUACAAACUACAUCCCAAGCUAUGCUAUUGAAUACAUGAGUGAAGCUCCUUCCCCUUCGGAAAGAAGUCUUUCUUAGAACUAACAAACAAAGAUUCAAAAGAUUUUGAACUACUUGAUAAGUCAAUACUAAAUUGAUGACUUCUCCCAAAAGCAAAUUUCAAGAUUUAUUCAAUUCAUAGGUUUUGACAUGCUUUCCGCCUUUUAUGUUGACAUUCUCAGCUUCGAAUGCUUCUUCACUUCCAUCGAUGACAUGAUCACCAAAAACACUUACAUGGAAGUAGAGAGAAUAUUUAUCAUGCUCAUUAGAUAUCAUCAAACUUAUUUGAGAGAUGAUUGCAUAUUUACAGACAAUUAACAACAUUAGAGAAUUCUUAUCCACUUAAUUCGUAACACUUCAAUCAGUGAUUUAAAAGAAAAGUACAAAGGAGAAAAGACUUUUGAAGGCAACAGAACUGAAACUGCAGAAUCAAAAAUGUUCAAGCAAAGCAACUCUAUGGUGAUGAAUUCAACAACUACUGGCGAUUUUACUCAAAUUACUACAAGUUAGGCCAAUAACGAAGAAAGAGCCACUUUGAACGGAAAUUAUCCUCCUGCUCCUGUUGAGAAUGGUUAAAAUGCUCAAGUUCCAGCUAUGAAAGCUGAAAGAUAACCCAGUACUGUAAAUGGAGGUGAUGUCACUGAAUCUGAUGACGAUGAAGGAGAAACAUAAUAAAUCGAAGUUUAGCAAUACAAGAGCUCUGUAUACUAUAAUUAAGUAGAAAAAGAUUUAUAAUCUUAAAAUGCUUAGCAUGAUUUAGAUAUCGAUGUAGCUGAAGAACUUAAUGAAGAAUUCAAAAAGAGAGAAGAACUUCUUAAGUCUGAAAUAGCUACUUACUAGAGAUAGCUUAUCAAAUAAGAAAAUUAGAUCAAGGAAUACAAGCAAUAAAUUCUAGUUUAAUAGAAUGAACUAUAAAUCACUAGAACUGAAUUACAAACACUUUAAAUUGAAGUCCAAACAAUCAGAACUUAAUCUUUAGUCAGUUCCUAGUUUGCUAGCUCUUAAAUUUAAGGAUCUUAGGAGACCCCUACUGCUAAUACUAAUGCCAAUAUCAAUUAAGUUCAAAGCGAAUAAUAACAAUAAGUUGAGCAUCUAUUGUAUAUGUUGACUUAAAAGAAUAUUGAAUGUGAAAAUUUAAUAAAAUCUCAAAGCUAAUAGGAAAGCAAUUUUAACUUACAAAUUGAAGAAUUGAGAACCUAAUUGCAUCAAAAAUCCAUUGAAUUUGAAAAUUAUGUCGCUAACUAGCAAUCAACUAUUUCCGGCUCUCAAAAUAAUGAGGAGAUUGAACAAAUUAGAGUUUAACUUCAAUCUUAAUUGCAAUAAAAGACUGUUGAGUGUCAAAAUUUAUCUAACACUUUGGCCUUGACUCAAGAAAAGGUAUUAAUGAUGGAAAAGAACUAAAAGUCUUCAGUUCAACACCCUCAUAACAAUGCUUGUAUCGAAUAAUUAUGGAAAGAACUCUAAUCUCUACAAUAAAAGAUUGAAGAAUAGAGAUAAGAGAAAGUCUCUCUUGAACAGUAAUUGCUUUAAGAAAAAGAGCAACUUAUUGUCAACCACUUACGUGAAACUGCUAUCUUGAAGCAAGAAGUGUCUGAAUUCUAACAAAAGAUAUUCUAAUAAGAAGAAAUGAAAUCUACUGUAAGCAGUGAAUAUGUUUAGAAAAUCAUUGCAUUAGAAAAAACCAUUUAAGAAAAAGAAGUUUUAAUUUAAUCUUAAGUCAGCCAAAUCUAGGUAAUGUAAACAGAAGUUCAAACUCUAAAGUAGACUGAAUAAUCUUUGAAAAAAGAAUUAGUUCAGAAGUCAGAAUAAUCAUCUUCAUACUCUGCCACAAUUGAGACUCAAAUAAAGGAACUUUAAUCUAACCUUGAAUCCAUGCGCUAGACCAACUCCUCUCUCGUUUAAGAACACAAGACUUUGAUGGACUUGACUGUUAAAAACAACAACAUUAUAUUUGAAGAAUUCAAAAUACAAAUAUAAGAAAAUGAGCAAACAAUUAUCAACUUAAGAACCUAGCUUGAAGAAUCUCGCUUGAGAGAAGUCUCAUUGAACCAAUAAGUCAUCCAAAUGACUGAGAAGAUCGUUCAAUUAAAUGAACAAAUCGCUUAAUUGGGUGAGCAAAUAUAAAGUGUAACUCAAAGUAACUAAGAAUUGCAAACAGUCAUCACUGAAAAAUCUAAAACAAUCGAAUAGCUUGAAUAACAAGUUUUAGAAGACAAAGAAAAGAUGGAAAAUUACGAAAGAAUUUAUUAACACAAAGAAUAACAAAUAGUUGAACUUAGAAAUCAAUUAUUGCUUUAAGAAUAAACAAGCUAGUAACUUAUAGAAGAAGGAAAGACUGAAAUUAUUCACUUAAAAGAGUAAAUCAGAAUUCUAGAAAUUACAUUAGUUGAAGUUAGAUAAGUAGUUGAGUAGAAGACCCUCAUUAUUGUUUCCCAUGAGCAAACAAUAAAGUAGCUGAAUGAUAAUAUUCAACACUUAACCGAAUCCUAUUAAACAUAGCUCUAAGAAUAACAAAACUAAUACAACCAACUUCACCAAAGCUAUAACCUUUUACAAUAAGAAAAGAUGGUCAUUGAAUAAAAAAUAAUAGAAAUUACAAAGGAAGUAGAAACCAAAAUCUUAAUUAUCCAUGAAAAAGAAUAAAUAAUCAUCUAAUUGCAAGAAAAGCUAACCAACAGAUGCGAAGAACAUGAAAAGAUCAUCGAAAAACUCAAAAGCAAGGUUAACAGAUUGCAAAACGAACUCAAUAAAUACUUGUCUGUAUUCAACUCAGUAAAAACUACAGUCACAAACGUUGAAGAAGAUAACAUAGACGAUGAUUGA
Messenger RNA from Tetrahymena thermophila SB210, 3492 nucleotides. Its product is annotated as FYVE zinc finger protein. The record is from RefSeq and is a predicted model, not a curated record. Gene Ontology annotation, molecular function: metal ion binding. The transcript is spliced from 6 exons. NCBI's taxonomy places the organism in Eukaryota, Ciliophora, Oligohymenophorea, Hymenostomatida, Tetrahymenidae.